Messenger RNA from Xenopus laevis (African clawed frog), 1354 nucleotides. RefSeq names its product polymerase (RNA) II (DNA directed) polypeptide E, 25kDa S homeolog (gene polr2e.S). Lineage: Eukaryota; Metazoa; Chordata; Amphibia; Anura; Pipidae. The coding region runs from base 316 to 744 and encodes 142 amino acids. Gene Ontology annotation, cellular component: DNA-directed RNA polymerase complex; nucleus; RNA polymerase II, core complex. Gene Ontology annotation, biological process: transcription by RNA polymerase II; tRNA transcription by RNA polymerase III; transcription elongation by RNA polymerase I. The transcript is spliced from 6 exons. Gene Ontology annotation, molecular function: DNA-directed RNA polymerase activity; DNA binding. The record is from RefSeq and is a predicted model, not a curated record.
CCAAACAAUAUUUUUGGGUUUCCUUAGCGAGAUGCCAAAACUUCAACCAAAUAUAGAACCAAAUUAUUAUGCACAACUUUAUGCCCAACUACAGUGCAGUAUUCAACUAGUUACAGCGUUCUCGCAAAAACAAAACAGGCACUACUCAGACACCCCAAAGCACUGCAGUAUUCCCUUGUGGCCAUCAGGCAGUGCGUGGAUAGCUUCAACAAGUGUCCUCCUACUGCCCUAGGAAGCAAGCUCCGGAAAUCGUGUUCUUGUUACUAUUUGAACUCGUGCUGAAAACAUGGAUGAUGAGGAGGAAACUUACAGGUUAUGGAAGAUCCGGAAAACUAUUAUGCAGAGGAGCCCAAAGUUGGUAUAAAGACAAUUAAGAUGUAUUGCCAGAGAAUGCAAGAGGAAAAUAUAACAAGGGCUUUAAUCGUGGUGCAGCAGGGAAUGACCCCAUCUGCCAAACAGUCCCUGGUAGAUAUGGCACCCAAAUACAUUCUGGAACAGUUUCUACAACAGGAGCUUCUGAUUAAUAUCACGGAGCAUGAGUUGGUGCCAGAACACGUGGUAAUGACGAAGGAUGAGGUGACGGAAUUGCUUGCUCGAUACAAAUUGAGGGAGUCUCAGCUUCCCCGUAUUCAGGCUGGAGACCCUGUGGCCAGAUACUUUGGGUUGAAGCGUGGUCAGGUGGUUAAAAUCAUUCGUCCUAGUGAGACUGCUGGCCGUUACAUAACUUAUCGCUUGGUUCAGUGAAAAGAACACACAUUGACUGAAGAGACUUUUCAAUCCUGGAUAAUAUUUGUCUGUGAGGUGAUGCCUGGAUUUAUUCUCCAGACUGCAGUUCCUUUAUCAAAGUGCAUAAAGAAUAAUUACUUACUGUACGUUCCGGUCCAUGGUUAUAUAGCCAAUUAAGCAUGGAGUGGUGUAGUCUUGAUGCAAAAUAUAUUCUGGAUCUCAGCUCAUUAAAAUAAGAGGCCUGGAAUUGCUGUGAAGAGGAAACCUAGCAUUCCAUGCAUUAUAUUAAAUGCAGUUCUAGCCAAUGGUGGCUCUUCUAUUGCUGCCUAUAGAAGUUUUUUAUUUUUUUUGAUAAAACCUAACCUUAAUCGAAGCAAUUUGGAAACUGCAAUACCUGCAAAACAAAUGACAAACCUUUAGUUAGACAAACGUGUUAAAUGUAUCCGAAUGAGGCAGAUCUGCUGUGAUGCAUUACCAGUGUUAAGUCUAAUGUCCUCAUAACUAUUUUUUUCUUUGCUUUGAUAGAGAAAAAAAAGUUAACUAUUUUUAAUGUGAUUAUAUAUUUAGCAGUUUCCUCCCUCUGUAAUAUGAUGGAAUGAAUAAAGCUGCACUGUUUUAUAUCAAAAAA